This is a messenger RNA of Cloeon dipterum, 1878 nucleotides long. RefSeq names its product ribonucleoprotein PTB-binding 1-like. NCBI's taxonomy places the organism in Eukaryota, Metazoa, Arthropoda, Insecta, Ephemeroptera, Baetidae. The coding region runs from base 251 to 1522 and encodes 423 amino acids. The transcript has 2 exons. The record is from RefSeq and is a predicted model, not a curated record. Gene Ontology annotation, cellular component: nucleus. Gene Ontology annotation, molecular function: mRNA binding.
UACGUUUUUUAGAUAACCGGCUCGGCUAAUCGGCGGCGGCAGCCGGCAGCGCAGAACGGUGGGAAGAUAACGAACUUGUAUGGCGCUUGUGAAUCCGUUGCCGUUAGUGAUCGGUUUUCGAAAUUUAUUAGCUGUUCGCUUGCUUAGAAGAGUUGCAAUUCCAAAUCCAAACGAGUACCUUUUCAAGCGAAACAAAAGCUUCGCCAAGGGCAUCAUGUCUUACCAGCAAGCAAAGGCGCGUUAGACGACAAUGAGUGACUCCAAGGAAGUGCAGCAGGCACUGCGGCGGGAGCUUCACCGCGGCCGCUUCCUCAGCAUUAAGCACCUGCCACGGCAAGUGACCGAAGAGGACGUGCGAGAGCUGCUGUCCGACGUGGACGUCGCGUCCGUGCAGUUGGUGACGAGCGCAAGCGGGGCCAGCGCGGCGCAGGUGAUACUGUCGGCGCCCGAGAUUCUGGACGCGUGGGACCCUGACCGCGUGUUCCUGAUGCGCGGGCAGCGCAUCCCGGUGAAGCCGUCGCCGCAGCUGAUGCUGCUGUGCGUGGCCAACCUGGCGCCGGGCCUCCCUGAGGAGCAGCUGCACGCCACCCUAGAGACGUUCGGCCCUCUGGUGCGUUGCUUCCAGAUGCGAUGCGCCGCGACGGGCGCCCCCAAACGCUACGCCGUGGCCGAGUUCGCGCUGUACGAGCACUGUUUACGCGCGCGAAAGGCGCUAAUCGAGCGUGGCGCCACGUGCGACGUGCUCGAUCUGAGCCUGCAGACCCUGGACGCGCUGCAUUCCAAGUGCAUGCUUGUCGAGAAUUUGCCGGAAAACUUCCGCGACCUGAGCCGCCUGCGGCAGGUGUUCAGCCCCGUGACGUCGCCACCCUACUGCCAGCUGUGCCUGACGGGUCCCCGGAACUGGGGCCUCGUCGAGUUUCACUCGUGGCAGGAUGCUGAGGCCACCUGGCUGGCCGUCGACGGCGCCGAGCUCAACGGCUGCCCGCUCAAGGUCUCGUUCUGUCCACCCGGCGUGCGGGCCAUCAACCUGUUCCUGCAGCGGCAGGAGGAGGCCCGCUCGGCUGGAGGGCUGCUGCCUGACCCUCCGUCGCCGCUCGUCUACCGCCAGAUGCAAAACCUGGCCAAGCAGAAUCCCAUCUUCGCCAAGAACCUCGAGGCCAUCGUGAUGACGGAGCAGAUCAAGAAGACGCCGCCAGCGGUUCCGCCGCCUCCACCCAAAGCCGUACUGGCGUCCGUGCACAACCUGCCCUUCCCCCCCAGGUCGCAGCUAUUGGUCCCCGCCGUGCCUAUGUUCAACCCUGCCACCUGGCCGCCGCCCCUCCCGCCCCCGGAGCCCCAGCCCCCUCAAAAUCAGUCGAAGCCCAAGUCGCCCGAGACGCCGCAGGGUCAGAAGCGCAAGAUGAACCACAUCCCACCUUCUCCUGAACCCAGCCCCGAAAACAACUACAUCGGACAGCACUCGCAGGGCAUCGGUGGACACUACGCCGACUCCUACUUCAAGCGCAAGAGGAAGGAGCUCUAAGUCAGACUCCAGUCCCCUUCCUUUCCUGUCUUUCCCAUUAUUUCACACAUUAUUUGUGCAAUCCAUACUGAUUUCGGGUGGAAUUUGAAUUUAACAAAACUCAAUCAAAUACUUACUUUGUGUACAUGACAAAUGAGAAACCUAUUUUUGUACUCUCAUGUUUUUUUUACUAUAUUUUUGUACGAAUUUUUGUGCCAAUUCUAGUUCAUAAGUGACUUGCAAGCUCUUUCUAUUUUCAUUCCUGUUGUAAAUACGCCAUUUGUCCCCACCUGUCAUUAUCAAUGUCAUCAUCACUUUGCUCGGGAGAACUGAAACCGAUCUCGAAGCAGCCAACCGAAUGGAAGACGAGCGAAGAU